This is a messenger RNA of Bathycoccus prasinos, 573 nucleotides long. RefSeq lists its product with no specific name. Gene Ontology annotation, cellular component: nucleus; spliceosomal complex. Lineage: Eukaryota; Viridiplantae; Chlorophyta; Mamiellophyceae; Mamiellales; Bathycoccaceae. The record is from RefSeq and is a predicted model, not a curated record. The transcript has 2 exons. Gene Ontology annotation, biological process: mRNA splicing, via spliceosome. Bases 1 to 573 code for a protein of 190 amino acids.
AUGUCGUUCCGACGACGACUGAAAGGAAAACAACCUCCGGAUGGUUGGGACUUGAUCGAAGAUACCAUCGAAGAUUUCGAGGCGCAGAUGAGAGACGCCGUCAGCGAAGAACACGAAGGAAAAAGAAAGAACGAAUUGACGUGGAGAAUCCAUCGAAUUCAUUGGGAGAAGAAUCGUUUUAUAUUCGAUUUAAUGUACAAGAAGAAGGUGAUGGACCGUAAACUGUACGAUUAUCUGGUGAGAGAGAAGAUUGCCGAUCAACCUCUGAUAUCGAAAUGGAGGAAACCUGGGUACGAGAACUUGUGUUCUUUGCUGUGCAUACAAAAGAGUUCGACGAAUUUUGGGACCACGAGUAUUUGUAGAGUACCCAUAGCGCAGCGCAGCGGGCAGGCGAGGUUAACUCCGAACGUGAAAACCGGAUGCAUCUCGUGCUUUUCCGGAGACGGAAUAAUGGGCGGACCAAUCUGGUGGAACACGAACUUGUCCGAGAAAAUCAUCACGAAAGUUAAAGAAGGGAAGAGGAAAGCGGAAGAAGCCGGGAUCGCUGACGGAGAGGAGGAAGAUCCAGAAUAG